This is a messenger RNA of Pararge aegeria (speckled wood butterfly), 877 nucleotides long. RefSeq names its product protein THEM6-like. The transcript is spliced from 3 exons. Bases 166 to 750 code for a protein of 194 amino acids. The record is from RefSeq and is a predicted model, not a curated record. NCBI's taxonomy places the organism in Eukaryota, Metazoa, Arthropoda, Insecta, Lepidoptera, Nymphalidae.
UCACGGGCGGCAGACCAUAGCCAGUACGGACUACGCUCUGCCUUAGUACUAACCAGUUACCAGUCACCAGUACUGCCGUACAUUCGAUAAAUAAAACACGUGUUAUGUGAUAGAUAGCGUAUAUAAAAUAUAAUAAAACACUGAUUUGGUAAAUACAAUAACACAAUGUAUUGUAUAAUAGCAACGAUAGUGGCCUUGUUGUAUAUUUUCUGGGACGUCAACUACUUUCUCCGAGUGGCUUUCACUGUUGCUAUUGGGAGAUUAUUCCAAAAGAAAAGCGGCCUCAAAGAUGCGACUACUAUUUACGGUUUUUGUACAACUCAAGAUGUGGAUAUCUUCCUCAAGCAUAUGAAUAAUGCUCGUUACGUCCGUGAGCUAGACUUCGCUCGGUUCCAUUUCUAUGAUCGAACAGGCAUCUAUGCUAACAUCAAAGCAGUCGACGGCCAUGUUCUCCAGGGCGCUUCGAGUAUUCGAUAUAGGCGGACUAUACCUAUAUUCACCGCAUACAAAGUAGAAACAAAGUUGGUGUAUUGGGAUGAUAAGUCGCUUUUCAUUGAACAAAAGUUUGUGACUUUCGAUGGAUUUGUGCGCGCUAUAAUACUGUCUCGGCAGAAUCUCAUCAACGUGGAUGCGGCUACUCUCUUGAAGAACAUCCCUGGUGCUGAAGUGAAGCCUGAAUGCCCAGAGGAAAUCAAGCAUUGGCUGGAAGCCAUUGAGAUAUCCAGUGCGAGGCUUAGGAAGAAGGAUUAGUUAGCUCCUUCUUCCUAAAUCCUACCUGAAUCCAUUAUAUUUUUUAUACUUAGAUAUAUAAUAUAGGUACCUACCUGUUUAAUAUAAAGUGGCUCAAGUAAUCUUAAUAAAAUUAUUUUAUACCUGA